This is a messenger RNA of Fusarium musae, 1809 nucleotides long. RefSeq lists its product as uncharacterized. NCBI's taxonomy places the organism in Eukaryota, Fungi, Ascomycota, Sordariomycetes, Hypocreales, Nectriaceae. Bases 1 to 1809 code for a protein of 602 amino acids. The transcript is spliced from 6 exons. The record is from RefSeq and is a predicted model, not a curated record.
AUGGCUAAGAACAAGGUUAAGAAAGGAAAUAAGAGCAAGGGUGCUAAGAAGCCCAGCAUUCCUCCAAAGGCUCUUCCCGUGACACUUCUUUCCGGGUUCCUUCAUAUCCUCCGAAGUGAACAUGGCCUCCGCAUUGCGGUAGUAGUCAACGACAUUGGAGCUAUCAACGUCGAUGCCUCUCUCAUCAAGAAAACACAUCAUCUUUCAAAAACCCAAGAGAAGGUUAUCGCUCUUCAGAAUGGCUGUAUCUGCUGCACCCUCCGCGGUGAUCUUCUGGAAGAACUCGUUCGUGUAGCUCAACUUCAAGAGUUUGACUACAUCAUCAUUGAGAGCAGCGGUAUCAGUGAGCCAGAGCAGGUAGCUGAGACAUUCGACUCGAGACUUGCUGAGCAGAUGGACGCUAUGGGAUCCAUUGAGGGUGCACCCGGUCUGGACGCCGAUAUGAUCAAGGUUCUUAAGCAACUCAAGGACGCUGGUGGCCUUGAGAAGUUUGCCAGACUCGACACUACUGUCACUGUCAUUGAUGCUUUCACUAUGUUGCAUGACUUUGACACGAGUGAUCUGCUUUCUUCAAGACGUGACGAUGUUACGCCUGAGGAUGAGAGGACUGUCUCUGAUCUCAUGGUUGAUCAGAUUGAGUUUGCGGAUGUCAUCAUCCUCAACAAACUCGAUAUGGUUGAUGCGUCGACAAAACCUCGCUUGCUAGACUUGAUUAAGAAGCUCAACCAUCGCGCCAAGAUCCUUGAGUCGAGCUAUGGCAAGGUCGAUGUCAAGCAGAUUGUCAACACUGGCAUGUUCAACCUUCAAGUUGCCCAGUCCGGCUAUGGAUGGCUUCAGGAUCUCCAUGCCAUGACCGUUCGGGAGGUCAAUGGUCGUAAUGUGCUUACACCAAAGCCCGAGACUGAAGAGUACUCUGUGCGAAGCUGCAUCUACAGUCGCCAUCGACCAUUCCACCCUCGUCGACUCUGGGCUCUGCUAUAUGACAAGUUCAUCUUGCAGCUCGAGCAGCCCGAAGACGGCGACGAGGGAGAAGAGGAAGAGGAAGAUGAUGAAGAUCUUGAGAUGGUCGACUACCCUGAUGCUGAGGACUCAGCCGAAACUGCUGUAGUCGAUCAAGACACUUCUGACUCCUCUUCAUCCCGAGGAAAGCGCUCAGCCCCAUCAUCACCUCGAAGCUCCCAUUCCACCCUUGAAUCUGCCCCUUCACCCGAACCUGCGUCCAAGAAGCAAAAGUUUGAUGACUCAGAAAUGCAAGACGCAGAUGACCUCUUCACACCUUCUAACGAAGUCAUUCUCGAAACCAAGCGCAAACAUCCCAUCUUUGCUCGUCUCUUCCGCUCAAAAGGUGAAUUCUUUCUCGCAACACGGCCCCACCGCGCAGGUGACUGGUCUCAGGCUGGAGCUAUGCUCACACUAACCGGUGGACGUCCAUGGUUCUGCACCCUUCCCGCGGAGGAGUACACGACUGGUGACCCCGAAGUUGAUGGUCUUGUGCAACAUGAUAUCAAGAAAGGUGGAGAGUGGGGUGAUAGACGUCAGGAACUCGUGUUUAUCGGAGAGAACUUGGAUCACAAGGCUCUUGAGAAGAUGUUGGAUGAGUGUUUGCUCACUGACGCUGAGUUGAAGAAGUGGGAAAAGGUUAUGAGGAAUGAGAAAAAGAGUGAUGAGGAGAAGCGUGAGGCGCUAGAGGACCUGUUUGAUGAUGGGUUCCCCGAUUGGCCGGAGGAUGACGAGCAUGAGGACCACGAAGGACAUGACCACCCAAAUGGUUUGAGGUCGAUAAAGAAGCACUUACAAGAGGUUGACUAA